CAGCGCUAAUCCUCUUAAACUCCAGUCAGCAGAGGCGGAGCUGAAGCUCUCUCUGCGCUCCGCAGUUCCCUGGGCCGCUCACCGGCUGUGAGUGACAGGACGCUUCUCGGGUCGCGGCGCGGCAGACGACACUUCACAGCCCCGCGAUGUGCGACGUGUGGCGGUCGCCGUAGAGGAGCUGCGUGGUCGCUGCGGUCGGAGGAGGCGUCGGCAGAUGCGGCUCUUGCGAUGAGUUGUUCCGGGAAGCGGAGCGUUCAGGCGGCGUUGAUCCUCGUGUGUGUCGCCCAGCUGACUGCAGGUCUGAAGUGUGUGUGUCAGCUGUGCGCCAACCACACCUGCGAGACGACCUCAGGCGGCGCCUGCUGGAACUCGGUGAUGUUGAUUGACGGGACGGAGGAGACGGUGAAGUCCUGCCUGUCGCCCACUGAGAUGAAGGGCCAGGUCUUCUGCUACAGCUCCCGCAACGUCUCCAAGAGGAACUGCUGCUUCACUGAUUUCUGCAACAAUGAGACUCUGCACCUACACACAGAGAGGCCUUUGGAAGAACCUGAAAGCUGGAGCAGGCUGCAGCUCUCGGUGGUGAUCCUGGUGCCGUCCUGCCUGCUGUGUGUGGGGGUCCUUCUCGGCGUGUUCGUCGUGCAGGGCCACUACUGUGCCUACAGUCGAGCCCACAAGCAUGACCCCGAGGACCCCCUGGAUGACCAGAUGAUCAUGUCAGCGGACAAAUGUCUCCAGGAUCUGAUCUAUGACAUGAGCACCUCGGGCUCUGGAUCAGGUCUGCCACUGCUGGUGCAGAGAACCAUAGCUCGGACCAUCGUGCUGCAGGUGACUAUUGGGAAGGGUCGAUUCGGUGAGGUGUGGCGGGGCAAGUGGCGAGGGGAGGACGUGGCGGUGAAGAUCUUCUCCACCAGGGACGAGAGGUCCUGGUUUCGUGAGGCAGAGAUUUAUCAGACCAUCUUGCUCAGACACGAGAACAUCCUGGGAUUCAUUGCUGCAGACAGCAAAGAUAACGGCCUGUGGACUCAGCUCUGGCUGGUGUCGGAGUACCAUGAGCACGGCUCCCUGUAUGAUUACCUGAACAGGUACACGGUGUCGAUGGAGGGCAUGGUCGUCCUGGCCUUAUCAAUAGCCAGUGGGCUGGCCCAUCUCCACAUGGAAAUCAUUGGCACCCAGGGGAAACCUGCCAUCGCUCACAGAGACCUCAAGUCCAAAAAUGUCCUGGUGAAGAACAACGGCACAGCGGUCAUCGCAGAUUUGGGUAUGGCCGUUAAACACGACUCCAACACCAACACCAUCGACAUACCGCCCAACCACAGAGUGGGAACCAAAAGGUACAUGGCCCCAGAAAUUCUGGACGAGACGAUCAAUAUGAGCAACUUUGAAUCGUUCAAGCGAGCGGACAUCUACUCGCUCGGCCUGGUGUUCUGGGAACUGGCCCGAAGAUGCUCUAUUAGGGGACUUAAUGAAGAUUUCCAGCUGCCUUAUUACGACCUUGUGCCUUCAGAUCCGGCCGUCGAGGACAUGAGGAAGGUGGUGUGCGAUCAGAAGCUCCGACCCAGCAUUCCCAACCAGUGGCAGAGCUGUGAGGCGAUGCGUGUAAUGGGCAAAGUGAUGAGAGAGUGCUGGUACGCCAACUCCGCCGCUCGUCUCACUGCGCUGCGGGUCAAGAAAACCGUCUCUCAGCUGUCCAUGAUCAAGGAUGUCAAAGAAUAGCUGGGAUUUCGUCGCCCCGGUGAUGGAACCAGUGCAACAAGAGGAACUGGGAGCAAACAGGCAGAAACUGUCCUCUCUCUCUAACGGCCUGAUGCUGCCCUCUUCAGGACGCAACCACACUGUUCACCCUCAGAGAGCUUCAGGUUGUCGUCGGUGCCAAAGUCUUGUAGGAGGUGUCUGAUGCUGCUCUGCACACAGACAGCUAAAGCCACCUAUCUGAACCAAACAGCUCAACCCUUGGUAGGAAGAGCCAUACGUAAUGAAAGUAUGUUUAAUGUAUAUAUACAUGUUAUGUUGCUACCUCACACAUUUAAGUUGCCAAAGCUUGAAGUUGCACAUUGUGAUGUUUUGUUUUUCGUGUGCCAUAUCUUGUAGCAAACACAGGGUUGCUGGGUAGUUAGUGUGCGAACUGACAAUCACAAAGGACACCGGAUUAUAGAGGAAAUCCAUAACUGGCUCUGACUAGUUGUAAAUGACACACAUACCAGUACUAUUGUAUUCUAUUGUACGGUUUGUUGACAGCUCCAGAAUGGCUGCAGGAAUACAGCUAAACCUUUUAGCUAAAUAUAUAUACAAGGAUUUUAUUCUUUUUAACUGUGAUCUAGUGCUGAUUAUUGAUUGUCUGCCACAAGCAGGGCUUUGUAAAUGUCGGUCCAGUGGUCGGUUGGUCGAAAUACCUCUACAACUGCUGGAAUAACCUUUGAUUCAGACGUUUAUGUUCCCCUGAAGAUGAACUUUGGAUUCUCAGCCUUUUCAUCUUGCAGCAAUAGAUAAAGAGAGUACAGUUGAGGCUCAUAGAGAACAGUGUCAACUAAUGAAACUAGAUCGUUUUGACCAAAACAACUAUUUUCUCUGGCACCACCCUCAGGCUGAACUCUUGUGUUUGACUGACUUGUAGUAACGAUGUAAGGACUGCAAAGAUGUCUCCACGUUGUAAAAGCCUCAUUAGACAACUUCUACUGUAAGAAUAUAAGUGCUGUUUAAUAUAAAAAAAGAAGUUAAAGCAACACUAUGUCACUUUAACUGAGCAACAGCACCCCCUGCAGUCCCACAUGGUGAUUUACUCUGUUGGGUUCUGUGUUUCCAUAUAGAGAAAAAACAUCAAAUUCAUUUUGAAUCUGCUAUUUUAGGGUAAAAAGUGCUGCUUAAUCUAGGAACUCGUGAAUUGAAUUUUGCACAUUUAACAGUUUCAGUUGCUGCAGAGAGCUGCUCUCUGACGGCUGAUAAACUGAAGCUUAUUCAUGAAUGUGUAAAUGUGUGUUGUUGUUCUCUCAAAUAUAUUUUUUUUACCCUUGAACCAUUUAUUCAAAUUGUACAAUUUAACAACUAGAUUUUAAAUGUUAUCCUAUGAGCCUGAUGCAAUUCUACAGCAGAUUGCUGUAAUGCCACAUGAUGAAGACAACACAAACAACAUAAAUCAAUGAAAAUACAAUAAUUACAAUACAUAACUAGAAUGACCUUCAGCAAAGUGCACAAUCAGUCCGCUUAUGUUAAAUUCAUUAGAUCCAGAUUUUUAUUUAGACCUGCAACAAAUUGCACACACUAAUAGAUAUCAGUCCCCUAAACAUGACUGAUUUUCAUUAUUCUCUGAGAAAUCAAAGAAAUUGUUGAAAA
Molecule: messenger RNA, 3327 nt
Organism: Hippoglossus stenolepis (Pacific halibut)
Lineage: Eukaryota; Metazoa; Chordata; Actinopteri; Pleuronectiformes; Pleuronectidae
Product: activin receptor type-1C
Exons: 9
Coding region: 229-1713 (494 amino acids)
Biological process (GO): activin receptor signaling pathway; cellular response to growth factor stimulus; nervous system development
Cellular component (GO): plasma membrane; activin receptor complex
Molecular function (GO): activin receptor activity, type I; ATP binding
Source: RefSeq, a predicted model, not a curated record